GCUGUGAUGUUUAACAAUGACCUGAUGGCAGACGUUCACUUUGUGGUUGGACCACAAGGAGGGACUCAGCGAUUGCCUGGGCACAAGUAUGUUCUGGCCGUUGGGAGCUCAGUAUUUCACGCCAUGUUUUAUGGGGAAUUGGCAGAAGAUAAGGAUGAAAUUCGAAUUCCUGACAUCGAACCUUGUGCUUUUCUCACUUUGCUGAAGUACAUCUACUGCGAUGAGAUUGAGUUGGCAGCAGACACUGUCCUGGCUACCCUGUACGCAGCGAAGAAGUACAUUGUGCCUCACCUGGCCCGAGCCUGCGUGAACUUCCUGGAGACCAGCCUGAGCGCCAAGAACGCCUGUGUGCUGCUAUCCCAGAGCUGCCUGUUCGAGGAGCCCGAGCUGACCCAGAGGUGCUGGGAGGUCAUUGAUGCCCAGGCCGAGCUGGCCCUGAGGUCCGAGGGCUUCUGCGACAUCGAUUACCAGACCCUGCAGAGCAUCCUGAACCGGGAGACCCUCAACGCCAAGGAGAUCGUCCUGUUCGAGGCCGUGCUGAACUGGGCCGAGGUGGAGUGCCAGAGGCGGGAGCUCUCCACCAGCAUCGAGAACAAACGCAAGGUCCUGGGUAAGGCACUCUACCUGAUCCGCAUCCCCGCUAUGUCCCUGGACGAUUUUGCCAACGGCGCCGCCCAGUCUGGCGUCCUGACGCUCAAUGAGACCAACGACAUCUUCCUCUGGUACACCGCGGCCAAGAAGCCGGACCUGGAGUUCGUCUCCAGGCCCCGGAAGGGCCUGGCCCCUCAGCGCUGCCACCGUUUCCAGUCCUGCGCCUACCGCAGCAACCAGUGGCGUUACCGGGGACGCUGCGACAGCAUCCAGUUCGCGGUGGACAAGCGGGUCUUUGUCGCCGGCUUCGGGCUGUACGGUUCGAGCUGCGGGGCGGCCGAGUACAGCGCCACCCUCGAGCUGAAGAGGCAGGGAGUCCUGCUGUGCCAGAACUUCACCAAAUUCUACUCGGAUGGCUCCAGCCACACCUUCCCGGUGUGGUUCGAGCACCCGGUGCAGAUCGAACCGGACACUUUCUACACGGCCAGCGUGGUCCUGGACGGGAACGAGCUCAGUUACUUUGGACAGGAGGGCAUGACAGAGGUGCAGUGUGGUAAAGUCUCCUUCCAGUUCCAGUGCUCCUCAGACAGCACCAAUGGCACCGGGGUACAAGGAGGGCAGCUACCAGAGCUGAUAUUCUACGCCUGAGCCACUCGGCUGAGCCACCUGUACACCCCACCUUCGCUCCGUGUCACGCAAGGAAACCUCCCCGACCCCACCUCUCCCCCGCUCCAACCUUUCAGCAUCGCUGGGUCCAUCAUCCGUGGUCUCCUCCUUGAGGAGGUGUAGCUGAAUGUCAUAUUCCCCGUGCCCCCCCCCCCAGUUUAUGGGCAGCGGGCAAGGGGUUUAUUUUGCCCUUGCUGUGUAAAAAAAAAGGCCCAGUGACAGGCCCAAUUGAAGGAUCAAGUUCACUACCCCGAAGGGCAGUGGGUCGCGUACUGCCUCACUGUCGAUAGGAGGUGGGGGGGGGGUCGUUAUUGGUGUCACUGGACGAGAUUAUGCCAGAGCAGGGGUGGCCUGGGGGGUAUUUUCUAAUCGACCCGUUCAGGGGUUGCGUUGGGCAUCCGGGUGGAACAGGUAGGCCUUGAAAACCCCGGGGGGGGGGGGGCGCCUCCUGGCUCAGAGGUAGGGACACUACCACGGAGCCACAAGAGCCCCUUGCGGCUUCGGAAUCCUGGAGCACCGGCAGAUGCUGGCCAAUCAGCCGCCUGCACCUCCUGGGUCCUAAAGGCCAUCGCUGGAGGCCUACACUUUGGCCAGAAGGCUGGGGUUUUCUUUUCCCGUCGC
Molecule: messenger RNA, 1878 nt
Organism: Rhincodon typus (whale shark)
Lineage: Eukaryota; Metazoa; Chordata; Chondrichthyes; Orectolobiformes; Rhincodontidae
Product: BTB/POZ domain-containing protein 3
Exons: 3
Coding region: 7-1239 (410 amino acids)
Biological process (GO): cerebral cortex development; neurogenesis; dendrite morphogenesis
Cellular component (GO): cytosol
Molecular function (GO): protein binding
Source: RefSeq, a predicted model, not a curated record